Messenger RNA from Stylonychia lemnae, 312 nucleotides. NCBI's taxonomy places the organism in Eukaryota, Ciliophora, Spirotrichea, Sporadotrichida, Oxytrichidae. The record is from the annotation of a GenBank genome assembly.
AUGUUAAAAAAGAAAACAUUAGGAAAGCCAAAGAAGGCACUAAACCCUUACCUAUUCUUUGUUAAGGAGAAUAGAGCUAGAGUAGGAUUAGAGAAUCCAGGCAAAUCAUUUAAAGAAAUAAUGAGCUAAAUGUCUAUUUUGUGGAGUGCAUUGGGUUAAGAUGAAAAGAAGAGAUAUGAAGUGCUUGCUGGUUAAGAUAAAGUCAGACAUGAGCAAGAAAUUAAAGCUUUUAAAGAAAAUCCACCAAAGCAAACUCUAGUAGCAGCUGCUAAAAAACCUGAAACUCAACAAUCCACACUGACUUCAAUCUGA